CGAUCGGCGCGUAUCCCAGCGGACGAUGGCCGCCACGGACAUGUUCGUCGUUUUGUUGUUGGUCGUCGCGCUGCUGUCAACCGCGCGGCAGACAGGUGUCCGUCCGGCCGACGUCCGUGACCGAACGCAGAACGUCUCGUUGUCGGACGCUUUUCCGGCGGACAACGGCACGGCGUCGUCGGACGCCGCCAUAGACGUGCAGUACACCUCGUGCAAAGUCAUCACCGACCGUAUCGUCGCCACGGCCGAGGGAAAGUUUUCGCGCUUUUGUCGCGGCAUUUGCAACAUAAGUAUACGCACUUGUAUAAUAUUAUUAUUAUAGGUAGUCCAGUAGUGUAUUGGAGGGUGUACCUGGGAUUCAUAUUUUUGGAUUUAUGCGUAUACCUAUCAGGAAGUUCGUUGAUUAUUGGUGUACGCCAACUAAAAAUAUGUGUAAUAUUAAAGGUAUACGUGAGGUUUUUAAUUAACCAUAAAACUGUAAAAAAAAAAAAAUCAAGGCGUACAUAUUUUGCACGAUAGGUGGGCCACUGUUGUAGGUGAGAAGUUGGGAAGCUAGAAUAUAAAGGGGAAUUUAAUAUAUAUCCGUAAUGGUUAAUUAUUGCUAUCGAAUAAUUAUUCUGACCGGAUUUCUAUUAUAUACGUGUUUUAAAAAGCCAUAAUAUUUACGAUUUUCGUCAAAAUUUGAUACUGAAAUUCAUAUAAAACAAAUUUUUAUUACAUUUAAUUUUUUUUUUUUUUUUUGGUCCAAGAGUACGACUUAUAUUGAACCUUCUGUUAAAUUUUCAUGCAUUUCUGUUUGGGCUAACCAUUUUAGAGUAUCUACCUGUAAAUACACAUUGCGUAGAAAUUCGCAAAAUUAAAAUGUCUAUAAAUAGCAGAAAAAUGGUUAAAAUGUUUAGACAAUUUUACCACGUCUAUAAAGAAAAAUAUAGGUUUUGUCCAAAUUUCAAGUUUAUAUAAGCGUUUUUAAAUGAAUCGCAAUAAAAAACCAAAUUAAAAAUAAUGGAUUUCGUAAAUUUUUCCGUUUUUCUACCUUUUAUUCCGGUUUUCACAACUAUUUUGAAAACUGUUCAAAAAAUCAAAGAAAUAACUUGAAUAAAGUACUGCUAAGAUAAAGUUUCCUUUCAAAAAAGGUACUACACAUAAAAAUCGUGUAAGAAUUCUAGUAGAAAACUAUUGUACAGACAAUAAAAUAAACAUCAUUGUUAAACCAAUACAUUCUUCGUUCUUUUAGGAUCUAACAUAAUUAACAAUUUUUAUUUUAUUAUAUAGGUAGUCAGUCCCAAAAUAGAACAGAUCAAUAGUCAAACUAGUCAAAAUAGUCAAGUUUAAAAUGUAGAUCUUCAUAGCGGAUUUCCCACUGAACCUUAAUUUACACCGUUUAUCUAGUUCGAUAGAAUAUUAUUAAAAUGUAAUUUUGGUUUAAAUUUCAAAAAAAAAAUUCAUAAUUAUAUAAUUAUACAUACCAUUUGUUAGAAACUAAGAAAAUUGAUUACAAAACUAUUAUAAAAUAAAUUACCAAUAUAAAAUUUCACCACAUUUAGGUGUGUAUACCCAUACAUUUAUUUACCGAUACAUGCGUUUUAUUAGUAAUCCAAAACACUCCCCUUAUGUAAACUUAAAAGGGGAAUAUCUCAUUAACGGAUUGACGAAAAUCAAAAAAUGUUGAUACCGAAAUUUUUUUAAAGCAAUACUCCAUCUAUUUAUGGAAUUUUUUUAUAUAGGUUCUGGUUUGAAAAACCAAAGUUGUUAUAAAAUCAAUACAUUUCUCACUGCGCUCCGAAUCUAAAUGUAUACAUAUACGUAUAUUAACUAGAAUCAAGAAUGCACGAAUUUUAACGAUUUUAACUAUCGGUAAAAAAAACUAUUCUUCUAGAUACGGCUUUGUCCAGUGGCGUGGCCAUCGGGCAGGCCUGGUAGGCCCGUGCCUACCCCAUUUUCUCCGAAAAUCAACACAAUUUUAAAAUCUAAAAUUUAUAUUGGUAUUCUUUCCCAUUCAAACAUUUAUAUUAUUUUAUCUGCAGGCUUACCCAGGAAAACAUUUCUAGCUACGCAAUCUGUGCAAAAUUACCUGUAACGUUUUAAGCGCAAAAACUCUUAUUUACAAUGUAGAUUUUUAUUGGCCCCUAACCGAUUAUCGAUUUGACGGUUUUUUGAGUUUACGAUAUUUUUACUGACAAAUUGAAUUUCAGCCGAGACCAACGCAAAACUACACCGGAUCGAGACUUUGUUGACGGCAGACGCGGAACACAUGAAAAGUCGACUGUACAAUUUGGAACGGACGUUAUUCGACGGCAACAACGUGAUAAGGCGUUCGGAUAUACAGUGAGCAUAUUAUUAUUAGAAUAUUAAUUAUUAUAAACAAUUCGAUUUCCGACCGUAUACCUGCGAAUUAAUAAUCGAACAUAAUUUAUUCGUUAUUUUCCCCUUAUUAUUUUAUAGUGAGAGCGGCGGCGGCGGUGGCCAGCAGCCGUUAUUGGCGGCCGGUGAUACGGGCAGACUCCGGGAGAUCGGCACGUACAACGGUACGGUGUUCGCGGCAACGGACGGCGGCGGACGACCGGUGGGACGCGCGACAUCGUCUGCGUUCGUCUACUACUGGCGCGUGGACGCUUUCUGGCGGCUCACGUUCGCGGACGGUGGCAGCGGCGGCCGCGCCCGCAGUCCGCCGUUUUACGUGUCGCCUCGCAGCUAUCGGAUCGCGCUGACUGUACACUCGGACCCGGCGGCCGGCACCGUCCGCGUGGCCGCCGUAAACGCCGCCGGCGAGUACGACGCCGGGCUCCGGUGGCCGUUCGCACACCGCAUCCGGCUCAGCGUGCUCGACCAAACGGACGUCGGGCCCGAGGACAUCGUGUCCCGCGUCUGGGACGACGUCCGGUGCGGCGUCCCCGCAUCGACACCGCCCGCUGCCCCGAAUCAACUGCGUCUCGACGACGUAUGCGCCUCGAUGGAGUUCCGGCACGGCGUGCUCACGCACAGGCGUUACGCUGCCGGCGACGCUCUGCUCGUCAAACUAACCGUGUUCUUGCAGUAGCCCACCGCCUAAGAGUGGCGAUUCGGUAGCAUUUUCAAACUCGUUUUGUUUGUCGCGCCCAUGCUAAAAUUCCUUCGCCAUUUCCGUACGCUUAUACAGUAUACUGUACAUAUCUAAACGUCAUACACUCCAGUUUUAAUUAUUUUGUUUUUAACAUUAAAUUUCGCUGACACCAAUGUCCCAUCGUUUUAUUACCCGCGUAUAGGUUUCAAUAUAAUUAUUGUCAGUUGAUGUUAUUCGAAAUUCUUAUAUCGAGAAACAUAUUAUAUUUUCAACAAUCCGCACGCAUAGAUUAUAGUAUAGGUUGCGCAUUAGUAUAUUCAACCGAUCGACAAUUGGUGAGUGGGUAUCUGGUAAAAAUAUCACUUUUUACACCUUUUUGUAACACCGAUAUUUCACCGACAUCCAACAACGAUCGCUGUUCUAUAACAAAACGACUGUACACGAUUACUGAAUUUCCAGUUCGUUAUACAAAGCUCGAUAAUCGUUUUAUAAAGAAAUAUUGACUUUCGGUCGGUUUCUUGUGCCUACGUACGAAAAAUUAAUUUGUGUAACACAUGAAAUGUUAGUAAAUUUUUUUCUUUUUCAUUAUCAUAAGCCUCGCAUUGCCGAU
Molecule: messenger RNA, 3650 nt
Organism: Cinara cedri
Lineage: Eukaryota; Metazoa; Arthropoda; Insecta; Hemiptera; Aphididae
Source: the annotation of a GenBank genome assembly